CUGUCAGUCCUAAUUCCUCUAUCCUCCUUUUCAAUAAAUCUAUUACUAUCAUGCCCACCUUUCUCUUCCUUUAUGCUUUGUGUUGCACUUAUAUAGUAAGAGAAAAGUUAGAGAUCAACGUGGUAGGAGGGUUGGCUCACCUCAGUAUUCCUUAACAAGAUAUCAUGAGUUUAAAUUCUUAAAAUUAUAUUUAUUAUGAGAUUUUAACGUUUACUGUAUUCCGGUACAAAUAUGAAUUGAUCCUGUAUUCAAUAUGGUGUCAGGAGAUGUAGGUGAAAAUAAAAGAAAAAAAAACUAGAGGGCAUAAGUCAACUGCUAAGGGAUCAAUAAUACAGGCCUGACAUGUGUUCAAAUGCGUUGCAUCCAUAGUUGAAUUGACUUCAUUAGUGUACUGCAAAUUACUACAUAGAACCUGUACUGCACUCCUUUGUAGAAGUACAUGCAAAUAAGAGACUUUCAGCCUUCAAUUUUUGCUUUAUUGGGUUGUCAACAGACUGUAAUUAUUGCUCCCAUCAAGCUUUUCCUCUCUAUGGGAGUUCUUACAUAAUUAUUUCCAUUUGGGUAGUCCGUAACUGAGAUUCUUCAUGAAGGGAGUUUUUAUCAAAGCUCUGAUCCAUCCCCAUUUAAGCUAAAGAGACUUGAAGGGAGAACUUGAUGAAUAAUCAAACAGGGAAUAUGAAUAUUGAAGGAAUAAAAGAAACUGAGAAGCGUGAGAAGGACUUGGAAGAGUUGAAAAAUGAGGCAGAGGAUGUUAUAGGAAUUGCUCCAUGGUCUAAACAGAUCACAAUUAGGGGGGUUAUAGCUAGCUUAGUCAUUGGCAUCAUUUACAGUGUGAUAGUCAUGAAGCUAAACCUCACCACAGGCCUAGUCCCUAAUCUCAACGUUUCUGCUGCACUGCUGGCUUUUGUUUUCAUUAGAACAUGGACUAAGCUCCUUCAGAAGGCUGGUAUUGUAACCAGUCCGUUUACUCGACAAGAGAAUACUAUAAUUCAGACUUGUGCUGUUGCUUGUUAUAGCAUUGCUGUUGGAGGUGGUUUUGGAUCAUAUCUGCUGGGAUUGAACAAGAAGACAUAUGAGCAAGCUGGGGUUGAUUCACAGGGGAAUACUCCUAAGAGCACAAAAGAACCUGGGGUUGCUUGGAUGACUGGUUUCCUCUUUGUAAGCAGUUUUGUUGGGUUGCUUGCACUGGUUCCUCUUAGAAAGAUCAUGAUAAUAGACUACAAGUUGCAGUAUCCAAGUGGAACUGCUACUGCUGUUCUCAUUAAUGGUUUCCAUACUCCAAAAGGAGACAAGAUUGCUAGGAAGCAGGUUCAUGGGUUCAUGAAGUUCUUUUCAAUAAGCUUCUUUUGGGCUUUCUUUCAGUGGUUCUUCUCUGGUGGAGAGAAAUGCGGAUUCGUUCAGUUUCCAACAUUUGGCUUGCAAGCUUGGAAAAACUCAUUUUACUUCGAUUUUAGUAUGACUUAUGUCGGUGCGGGAAUGAUCUGUUCCCAUAUUGUGAAUUUGUCUUUACUUCUUGGCGCAGUACUUUCUUGGGGAGUCAUGUGGCCACUGAUAGGUGAACUUAAAGGAGAUUGGUUCCCUGCCACUUUACCACAAAGUAGUAUGAAGAGUCUAAAUGGUUACAAGGUUUUUAUUUCUAUUGCCCUGAUCCUAGGAGAUGGACUCUACAAUUUUCUCAAGAUACUCUAUUUCACAGCUACUAACUUCAGUGCCAGAGCAAAGAAGAACAAUAUCAGAACACGUAAGGUUUCAGAUAAGCAGAAUCAAGCUCCUGAUGAUCUUCAGAGAAAUGAAAUUUUCAUUAGAGAGACAAUCCCAAUGUGGGUAGCCUGUUUAGGGUACAUAAUAUUCUCCGUCAUCUCCAUUAUAGUGAUCCCUAUCAUGUUUCCAGAACUAAAGUGGUACUUUGUAGUGGUUGCCUAUAUUCUUGCACCAUCUCUUAGCUUCUGCAAUGCUUAUGGUGCUGGUCUGACUGAUAUGAAUAUGGCGUAUAAUUAUGGAAAGGUGGCCCUCUUCGUACUUGCAGCUUUGGCUGGUAAUAACAAUGGUGUUGUUGCUGGACUUGUGGGGUGUGGCUUGAUUAAAUCCAUUGUUUCCAUCUCCUCAGAUUUGAUGCACGACUUCAAGACUGGUCACCUGACUCUCACUUCUCCCCGUUCCAUGCUGCUCAGUCAAGCCAUUGGAACUGCAAUAGGCUGUGUUGUAGCCCCCCUUACAUUCUUUCUCUUCUACAAGGCUUUCGACGUUGGGAACCCUGAUGGCGAGUAUAAAGCUCCCUAUGCCAUCAUCUAUAGAAAUAUGGCAAUUCUUGGUGUUGAAGGCUUCUCUGCCCUCCCUCAGCAUUGCUUACAGCUUUGUUAUGGGUUUUUUUCCUUCGCUAUUUUGGCCAAUUUAUUGAGAGACCUGUCCCCUAAAAAUAUUGGAAGAUGGAUCCCUCUUCCAAUGGCUAUGGCAGUGCCUUUCCUAGUAGGAGCAUACUUUGCUAUUGAUAUGAGUGUGGGGAGCUUGAUUGUGUUUGUAUGGCACAAGCUAAACAACAGAAAAGCAGGUUUGAUGCUUCCUGCAGUGGCCUCUGGCUUGAUCUGUGGGGAUGGGCUAUGGAUUCUCCCUUCAUCCAUUCUUGCUUUGGCCAAAAUUCAUCCACCAAUCUGUAUGAAUUUCUUGGCAACCAAGUAGAGCUUUCUUCAACAGCAAAACCUAUAGUUAGUUGAUAAAUAAAACUGAUUGCAUGCACAAAGUGAGUUUUGCAAUGAGCAUAUCAAAUAUAUAUAUAUAGGAAGGAAUUAUUAGAAUGCUUUUCAUUUUAAGCAGUAGAUAUAAAUGCAGCAGCAUGCUACCGUAGAUGAACAUCUUGUAUGAGCACGAGUUGGAGGCUAUGUUGCAAUAGUGCAAUGUAUACAAACGUAGUUCAAUGAAAAAGGCAAAAUAUUUAGAUACUUAAA
Messenger RNA from Ricinus communis (castor bean), 2942 nucleotides. RefSeq names its product metal-nicotianamine transporter YSL3. Gene Ontology annotation, cellular component: plasma membrane. Bases 655 to 2676 code for a protein of 673 amino acids. Gene Ontology annotation, biological process: response to iron ion; seed development. The record is from RefSeq and is a predicted model, not a curated record. Gene Ontology annotation, molecular function: oligopeptide transmembrane transporter activity; iron-nicotianamine transmembrane transporter activity. The transcript is spliced from 9 exons. NCBI's taxonomy places the organism in Eukaryota, Viridiplantae, Streptophyta, Magnoliopsida, Malpighiales, Euphorbiaceae.